Trichoderma harzianum CBS 226.95 is the source of this 2250-nucleotide messenger RNA. RefSeq lists its product as hypothetical. The coding region runs from base 410 to 2140 and encodes 576 amino acids. Lineage: Eukaryota; Fungi; Ascomycota; Sordariomycetes; Hypocreales; Hypocreaceae. The transcript is spliced from 5 exons. The record is from RefSeq and is a predicted model, not a curated record.
AAAUAGGGGCGUUUGUCGAGACAGCAAACUACUAUUCGAAGCAAGUACUCGUACAUGCAGCUGCAUGAGACGAGACGAGGGUGGGAGGGUGAACCACUCCGGCCCAAAAUUCUGGCCCAACACCCACCCCCUUUGUGCUCAAACUGUAUCCAGUCUUUUGUUUCCUGCUCAGCUCGAUGCCCCCAGAAAUACGGAAGAGCACAUCGGGACCCCACGGCACAGAUCGAGAUUAAAACUCUUCCUCCCGUCCUGCUCUUUCAUCUUGCUCUUGAUCAGUUGCUGCCCUGGGCUUUUUCUUCUCUCGUUUCGCCCACAAAUACCAGCGGCCCACAAUCGACAGGCCGAGCAUCGUUUGUGCUCUCUUCUCAUCGCGAGCUCUUCAAGUCAUCCUCAAAGGUUUCUCGCCACGAUGGGCUCUGAGCUGGGCCUCACGGCUGAUUCGAAGCCCGCAGCCAGGCUCAACGGGAUCGGCAUAUGGUGGAUUUGCUGGACUACAGGAUGGACGUUGCUGCUGCUCUGGGGCAUGGGCUUUCUCAUCUACCAGCGCCGUAUGCCGAUGCUGAGGAUAAGAGGGAUCGGGCUAUCGCUGUCUGCCAUCUCUCUGCUCCACCUCUAUUGGAUAUCCGUGCAACUGGGAUAUGUCCUGGGGCCUCUAUAUCCUGGAGACACGCAAUAUUGGAUCAUGGGCACAUACUUGCCUCUGGGUAUUGGCCUGUUCCACGCUUCAAACACCCGCUUUCUCCACGUUGCACAACGACAGAAGCAAUACAUUGACCGUGCUGAUAUUCUCAACGCUUCAGCUGCGGCGAAGCUCAGCAACAAUGGUGAUAUUCUGAGCAGAUUUCGAAGACUCGAUCACACCACCAAGGUAGUCAUUCUAGUCGGCUCUGGAAUGUUCUUCCAGCUAUUCAUGGCAGUCUUCAUGUUUCUCAUCUCCCGCAAAUGGCAUAGUUCAUGGGGCAUCCCAGGCACCGAGGUUUCUGGCACCGAGAUGGAGCAAAAGGUCCAGAUGGGCCGAGGAUGGGAAUGGUGGCCGUCUGUCUUGUGGCUGUUCUUCUGGGCCUGGAUUGUUGCGCCAUUCACGUUGUGGCGUGCACGAGAUAUUCGUGACACUCAAGGAUGGCGCACUCAAACCAUUUGGUGUGCGAUAUCCGGGCUUCAAGCAGCACCCAUGUGGCUCAUUGCCCUCUAUGUCCCCGGGAUGGAAGCGAUUAAUCACCAGUGGAUUCCUCCUCAGUGGAUUGCCCUCUCCAUAUGGUUAAUGGAAAUAUUCACCGUCUUCCUCCCAUGCUGGGAAGUGUUGUGCCAUCAAAGCCUCUGCCAAGAGACGCUAAACACAAUUGAGCAGUGGGAGAAUAACAAGACAGGCCUCGGCAAGGCCAUCAGAUCUUUCAAGUCUAAAUCGACAAUCAUCGACUCCAUCAAGACAGGAUGGAGGUCGACCAACAGUUCGAUCAAAACGUCUUCCGUCGAGUCGAUUCUGACGCUGAGUGCUCUCGAAUACGUGCUGGAGAGGAAUCCCGAGCCUCUACAACAAUUCUCAGCCCUACGAGACUUUUCCGGCGAGAACAUUGCGUUUUUAACAAGCGUAGGAGAGUGGAAGUCAUCGUUUCCCGCUUCGGUCCGUAGCCGCAGCGGAGUUGUGUCUGAAGACACAAAGCGGGAGCUUGUCCGAGAGCGAUUCAACCGCGCGCUUCGGAUCUAUACUGAGUACAUCAGCGCUAGCGACGCGGCAUUUCCCAUCAAUAUCUCUUCAGUACAGUUGAAGAAACUCGAGUCCAUCUUUGAGGGGCCCGCGCGAUGCAUGUAUGGCGAGAAGCAAGCCGUCAAUCCUGCAACUCUCUUCAACUACCCCGAAUGGAACAAGGCCGCCUCUGUCGCUUCAUGCUGCGAGGCUUCCAAGUCGGUUUCUGAGAAAGACAGUGUUUCAGGCGACUGCGUUCAAUAUUGGGGUGAUAUUCCGGAAGACUUCGACCACGGCGUUUUUGAUGACGCUGAGAAGAGCAUAAAGUACCUGGUUUUAACAAACACCUGGCCCAAGUUUGUUCGCGAUCGCCGAGAUUCCAUGGAAUCCUUCGAGAACGCCGGGAGCACCGAAACCGGCGGCUCCAUGUGCUUUCCUCGCCCAAGUAAGCAGUAGGUAAUCGGGUAGACUAAAUUAUUCUUAAUUAGUUUGAGGCGUUUUGCGGCGGAGGGAAACGGACUUGCGGGGAAUACCAUCAAAAAAAAAAAAAAAUCCAUACUCUUCCA